CUUUUUAGGGCGAAUUUAAAGAAUCCCCACGAGGAAGUGUUUCUUAAAUGAAACCCCGACACACAAAAACAAGGAAAAACAAUUGCUCCGGAGUGUCAACUUUAUGAUUUAGCCCAACUACCCUGUGCAGAACAGCAGAGUCAUCCCAGGCGGAGAACAGGAAAAAAAAAAGUAGACUGCCCCGCUUUAACGUUUGCGGGGGACCCUAUAGCAGCUGCGGGGAAGGAAUUUCAAGAAUGAUUUCAUUUAUAAUUUCGCCAUAUCGUGUUCAAAUAUGGACAUGAACUUGUUGGAAAAUAAGAAGGAUGCUGCCUGUUCCAGGACACGCCCUGUCGCUGGAAAGAAGUGCUCUCUCCAUCGCGCAUUCCGGUCCAGUCUACCAAAUCGCGGGCUGUACGUGUCCCUGCGUUGAAAUCCCAUCAAAUGACAGCCCAAACUAGAUAAUAGCAGGCUUCCCAUCGCCUUCCUCAAAGCCGCACCGGGGCUGCGAAUCUCGCCAAAGAAGAGAGAAGAGUGUCUACCUACCGGGCAUGUCUGCUAGAGUGGCUCAUGCGCAGGACACACACCACCACUCCGCAGAGAAGCCCCUGAUUCAGUGCUACAAGUGUGGGGAGCCAUGUAAGGGCGAGGUGCUCCGCGUGCAGAACAAGCACUUUCACCUCAAGUGCUUCACCUGUAAAGUGUGCGGCUGUGACCUCGCCCAGGGGGGCUUCUUCAUGAAGAAUGGGGAGUAUCUGUGCACCCUGGACUACCAACGCAUGCACGGCACCCGCUGCAACGGCUGCGGAGAUUUCGUGGAGGGAGAAGUGGUCACUGCCCUGGGCAAGACCUACCACCCUGCCUGCUUUGUCUGCACCAUCUGCAAACGACCGUUCCCUGCAGGGGACAGGGUGACCUUUAACGGGAAGGACUGCCUGUGUCAGUACUGUGUGGAGCCCAUGUCUCCAGGACCAAAGGACAUCCUAGGCUCCAGCAAUUGUGCUGGAUGCGGCCGGGACAUCAAGAACGGACAGGCUCUUCUUGCACUGGACAGACAGUGGCAUCUGGGCUGCUUUAAGUGUAAGGCCUGCAGCAAAGUGCUGACCGGGGAGUACAUCAGCAAGGAUGGCGCCCCCUACUGUGAGAAGGACUACCAGAUCCAUUUUGGAGUUCAGUGUGAGGCGUGUCAUCAGUUCAUCACAGGGAAGGUGUUAGAGGCAGGAGAUAAGCACUACCACCCCAGCUGUGCGAGAUGCAGCAGGUGCAAUCAGAUGUUCACAGAAGGAGAAGAGAUGUAUCUGCAAGGAUCAACAGUCUGGCAUCCCGGCUGCAAGAACACCACCAGAACAGAGGAGAGGCACAGGGAGCGGCUAUUGCCUCCGUCCCUCUUAUUCCUCCAAAAAACAGAAAGGCAGCCCACGAGGUCGUCAUCUGAGAGUAUUUGUUCCAGACCUGGUUCAAGCAUACCUGGCUCACCGGGUCACACAAUCUAUGCAAAAGUAGACAAUGAGAUCCUUGAUUACAGAGACCUAGCUGCCAUUCCAAAAGUCAAAGCCAUUUAUGACAUUGAGCGCCCUGAUCUUAUUACCUAUGAACCUAUGUACACCACCUCCCUGGAUGAGAGAGAGGAGAGACGAGAGAGUGUGGGAGAGCUCCACACUGCCAGGAGGGAGCGCUCCCCUUUGCCAGAUGACAAGUCCUCAAGAAACAUGUCACCAACCCCGUCUGGUGAGGGCUCUUAUGACAGGAGGGACCGCAUCCUCCAAAGGUCCACCAGUCAGGGCUCCAUAGGAUCGCCAGUGUACAAUCGCCAUGGUUACACCCCCACGUUGUCACGGUCACCGCAGCAUUUCCACAGACCAGAGGCUCUGACAGGCAUGCAGAAGCUCUGCUCCUCCCUGUGCAGUAACAGUGUGGGCUCCAGAAAUAGUGACUCCCGCCCCACCUCCCCUUUCAGACACCACUUCCUCCCCCAUAGCCAAGGCACCGACCCGCCGAGUGGCCGGAGCUCCCCUCUCCCGCUCAGGCCCGACAGCCGGCCGGUCACCCCGCCUCUCUCUCAGACCCCUAAACAUUUCCACCUCCCAGAUCAGGGGAUCAACAUCUACAGAAAGCCGCCCAUCUACAAACAACACGACUGUGACGCAGACACUGAUAGAUCAGUUCCCAUGGUUACCAACCUAGAUACAGCUGCCAUAGCACGUCAAAGCAAGUCUGCUGAUGAGAUCAUCAGAUCCGCCACCUUCCCCGCUGCCCAUGCUCCCUCUCCAGACGACAGCUCUCGGAGUGAGGGCGACCGUUGGCCCUACUCGCUCACUGUGUUAGGUUCAGGAGAAGGGAGGAGACGAUCUAGAGAAGAGGAGGAGGAAGAGGCCUUGAAAAGAAAGCAGCUCCAGGAGGAACAUCUCAAUAAAAUUCAGUCCGGUCUGGGGAAGCUAAUUCUGAAGGAGGAGAUGGAAAAAGAGCAGAUCAGGGAGCGUCAUGCACGCAGCCUCUCGGCUCAGCGCUAUGAUCCCAAACAGACCAACUGUGACGCAGAUCCAACUUCUCCAACCAAAACGAACUCUCUGCCUGGCUACGGAAGGAACGGGCUGCAUCGGCCUCAGUCGACAGAUUUCACCCAGUACAACAGCUACGGUGACAUGUGUGGAGGAGGCAGAGAGUUUCAGCACAUUAAGGAUGGCCGUGCAGCACUUGCAAGGAUGGACAGGGGAGUAUCUAUGCCUAAUAUGUUGGAACCAAAAGUGUACCCCUAUGAAAUGCUCAUGAUAACCAGUAGAGGGAGAGCUAAACUGCCCAGGGAUGUGGACAGAACCAGACUGGAGCGCCACUUAGCGCCCGAAACGUUCUUUGACAUCUUUGGAAUGGAGAUCCAGGAGUUUGACAGGCUUCCCCUGUGGAAACGCAACGACAUGAAAAAGAAGGCCAAGCUCUUCUAGCGCUCAGAGCAGCAUGCAUAUUCUGUACAUUCAUUCAGAUAGCACACAACAACUGUAAUCUAGAUGUAGGUUUUUUUUGGUUGAUUUCCUUUUCUUCUGGAUUCUUUUGUUUUAUCCUGACAUAAUCAAGGAAGCCAUGAAACGGACUCUUUGCUCUGACGCUUCCCGAGACUAUGAACUGAAAGAUUUGUCCAGUUAGACUUGCACAGUAAACAAUGAUUGAGAAUCUCUUCCAUGUUCAAAAAUGACAAAGAAUGAAUGAUAAAUAGGGUCAUGUUGUUUGGUUUCGACUGCGCUUGUUUUACUUCUUGCUUUGCUUUCGAGUGGAAAUGCUUUUCCUUUCUUUCUUGCUCGUUUCUUCCUACUCUUCGUUGCUGUUGAUUCCUGUGGAACUUUGUAAGUACAGUAGAACCUCAUGGCGCCAUUAUGAAAAUGUCCAUGCUUGUAGCUUGAACAUGUGUUAGCUUUCCUUGCUUGGGCUGAAACAGUUUUAGUCCAAAAUUUGCAAGAAUUGGCUCAGUGAGUCUUUGAAUAAAAAAUAAGUUUAAAAAAAAAAA
Mugil cephalus (flathead mullet) is the source of this 3475-nucleotide messenger RNA. It is a transcript of the gene ablim1a, whose product is annotated as actin binding LIM protein 1a. The record is from RefSeq and is a predicted model, not a curated record. Gene Ontology annotation, cellular component: stress fiber; actin cytoskeleton. The transcript is spliced from 26 exons. NCBI's taxonomy places the organism in Eukaryota, Metazoa, Chordata, Actinopteri, Mugiliformes, Mugilidae. Bases 531 to 2918 code for a protein of 795 amino acids. Gene Ontology annotation, biological process: cytoskeleton organization; cilium assembly; lamellipodium assembly. Gene Ontology annotation, molecular function: actin filament binding.